AUGGACGAAAGCGCGGCCACCGAAGGCCUGUCAUCGGGGCCACCAUUGCCCUCAGCUCCUGAGCCCGAGGCGCGGCCUACUUCUCCGAGCCUGGCAGCGACGCACCCGGAUGCGCCUAGUACAGCCUCUGGCAGUACGCCCUUGAACCCGCUCCCGGGUGUCUCUACAUUCGCCCCUGGUACGGGCACCCCUCAGAUACAGCAGCCUAGGCCUGUUGCGAUCGCGCCUGCGAUGCCUCCUAGAACGUCGCCUGCGAGCACCCAUCCUGGCCCGGGUGGUAACUUGAUGGCAACCAUGGCUAACCAUGACCGUGAAUCAACACAGCCCACAUGCCAGAACUGCGGUACCUCGACCACGCCGCUAUGGAGACGCGACGAGCACGGCGCCGUCCUCUGCAAUGCCUGCGGUCUCUUUCUCAAACUGCAUGGCCGACCUCGGCCUAGCUCCCUCAAGACCGACGUUAUCAAGAGCCGCAAUCGCGUCAAGACUAUGCGCCCUGAUCUUGCAAAGCAGAAAAAGGCGCAACAAAACCAAGCUCUCCCCGCUGGCGCCGACGUGAACGGCGCUGACCUUGCCAAUGGGAAUGGCGCCCGCGGACCGUCGCAAAAAUCGACCAAUGGCCACAUGGACGACACAAACUCCCCCAUUUCACGCACCGGAACACCGAACAUGUAUAACCCGCACAUGGCGCCGAUGUACGGAAAUCAAGAUGAACAGUUUCAGGCGCAACAGCUGUCCGGGUUUCAAGUCGCCAGCGGGCCUGGUGGCCAUGCUUCACCCCUGAAUGGCGAGCGCACAGAUAUGCCUCAGGGACAUGACGAGAAUUCGCAGCUGAGGACGCGUGUGAGCGAACUCGAGGUCAUUCAAGAAUUGUACCGUGGACGAAUCCAACAACUCGAACAAGAACAGCAACAGCUGCAAGCGCAAGCUCGACAGCAGCCAGAGAAUGGCGGCUCUGAUUCGGAUGCCCAGCUCCGCGCACAAAUGGAUGCUCUGACAGAUGCCCUCAACCAGGCUCGAAGCCAGAACGAAACCUUGACCGCCCAACUCGAGGUCGCGACUGUUCAAGCCGAAGCCCUCAAUGCUGCGCAUGCGCAGUUGCAAAACGAGCUGGAGGAAAGCCACCGCAGGGAAAACAUGCUUAAGCGGCGCCUAGAUGAACUCGAAGUUGAGCUCAAGGAAGCCAGGGAUUCCCGGGAUCACACAUUCGAGGACGGCCGAGCUGCCAAGAAGCCAAGGGUAGAAGAACCAGAGCAACCGAUUGUCUUUGAACAGCAGGAUCAUCAGCAGGAAGAAACUCUUCCCCAACCCGUUUCCAUUCAAAUCGUUCCCAUUCCCGAACCGGUUGUCAACCCCGCGGCGGAGACUGCCCUUGAGACAGCCAACGAGACGUUACCAGAGUCAAUGGAGGAGGAUACAAAGAUCGAAGUGACCGCGCCAUAG
This is a messenger RNA of Podospora anserina S mat+, 1443 nucleotides long. RefSeq lists its product as uncharacterized. Gene Ontology annotation, molecular function: DNA-binding transcription factor activity, RNA polymerase II-specific; zinc ion binding; RNA polymerase II cis-regulatory region sequence-specific DNA binding. The record is from RefSeq and is a predicted model, not a curated record. Lineage: Eukaryota; Fungi; Ascomycota; Sordariomycetes; Sordariales; Podosporaceae. The transcript has 4 exons. The coding region runs from base 1 to 1443 and encodes 480 amino acids. Gene Ontology annotation, biological process: negative regulation of transcription by RNA polymerase II; positive regulation of transcription by RNA polymerase II.